Messenger RNA from Ipomoea nil (Japanese morning glory), 993 nucleotides. RefSeq lists its product as uncharacterized. NCBI's taxonomy places the organism in Eukaryota, Viridiplantae, Streptophyta, Magnoliopsida, Solanales, Convolvulaceae. The transcript has a single exon. The record is from RefSeq and is a predicted model, not a curated record. Gene Ontology annotation, molecular function: nucleic acid binding; zinc ion binding. Bases 1 to 993 code for a protein of 330 amino acids.
AUGGCUGCUCUCGCAAAACGAGAAUUCGCUGAACUCGCCCUCGAUGGAAACAAUUUCCUCACUUGGGCACUUGAUGUUGAGAUAUAUCUCCAAUCUACAGAACCGCUGGACACCAUUGAAGAGACAUCUACGAGCACUGCAGCCCAGAAGGCGAAAGCGCUCAUUUUCCUCCGCCACCAUCUUAACCACGACCUCAAGAAUGAAUACUUAACAGAAAAAGACCCCUAUGUCCUCUGGAAAUCUCUUAAGGCACGCUUUGACCAACAGACGUCAUUGGUCCACCCCCAGGCCCAACAUGAUUGGCUUAACCUCCGAUUUCAAGACUUUAAGUCUGUGACUGAAUACAACUCCGCCCUACACAAAAUUGUGUCACAAUUGAAGCUCUGUAAGCAAACAAUUACGGACGAGGAUCUGAUUGAAAAAACUCUAUCCACGUUCCAUCCAAAUGACCUUGUGCUCCAGAAGCAGUACAAGAAUACAAAAUAUGAUACGCAUCCAGAGCUCAUUACGGAUUUACUAGUGGCGGAAAAGCAUAGCCAGUUAUUGAUGCAAAAUCACAAUGCGCGUCCAACUGGCGCUGCUCCUAUGCCUGAAGCACACACUGUUGCCCAGCAGAGCAACAAUCGGCGGGGUCGAGGCCGGGGUAGGGGGAGAGGUCGUGGCAGGGGCCUAAAGCGAGGUGGCAGAGGGGGAGCUAGCGGUAGUGACUACCGUCCUCAGAACAAGCAAACUCAAAGAAAUAGACCAAACAAGUCACAACAGAACUCCGGUCAGUCGCAGCCAUGUUAUAAAUGUGGUUGCAAAGGACAUUGGUCUAGGACAUGCAGGACUCCUAAGCAUCUGGUCGAGGCUUACCAAAAGAUGCUACAGCAGGAAGGAGGACAAAAGAAGAAAGAUUCUGGGCAAUCAUCUUUGCCUGAAGCAAAUGCCCUCAUCUUAGGGAAUGAUGACCUGCUAGGCGAUGAACUAGCUGAUUAUGGAGAUCAGGAGUGA